This is a messenger RNA of Nylanderia fulva, 998 nucleotides long. RefSeq names its product NADH dehydrogenase [ubiquinone] 1 alpha subcomplex subunit 8 (gene ND-19). The record is from RefSeq and is a predicted model, not a curated record. NCBI's taxonomy places the organism in Eukaryota, Metazoa, Arthropoda, Insecta, Hymenoptera, Formicidae. Gene Ontology annotation, biological process: mitochondrial electron transport, NADH to ubiquinone. Gene Ontology annotation, cellular component: respiratory chain complex I.
CUCGCGACAGUUAUCGAGACUGCACUCGUUGGUUAGGUUGUCUUGGUCCUUGACUCGUGCGUAAUGCAUUUCGCAGCUUUAUAUUAAAAAAAGCCAGAGAAGUUUCAUUACUCGAGACGUCUCGAGACGAUCGGUGACUGACGUCGCGAAUGUCAAAACGCCUCGCCGGAGCGCUGUUGUAAGGAAAUAUGGCUGCGACCGCGAAGACCGUAUUGCCCGAGGAGAGCGAGCUGACUGUUCAGGAGCUGAAUGUCAGCUGGCCGGUGCUGCACACCGCGUCGGUUUAUAUCGGCAAAGCCUGCGAGUGGUACAACAAUGAAUUUAUGUUAUGUAGAGAAGAAGAAGGUGAUCCACGUCGUUGCCUCAAUGAGGGAAAACACGUGACUGCUUGUGCGAUGGGCGUUCUUAAAAAAAUGAAGAAACACUGCCUGGAAGAUUUUAAUGCAUACAUGUAUUGCCUUGAGAGAUCAUCAGGAUCACUGGAUCUUACCAAGUGCCGGAAAACACAAGCUGCUUUAGAUGAUUGUGUUCGUAAAAAUAUGAAUAUAGAACGUCCACCUUUUGGAUAUUUUUGCGAGGCCAAAGUACACAAUACAGAAAGACCGCGGCCACCACGAAGAGAUGAGCCUACAACAUUUCCAGAUCCAACUCCUGGACUAUCAGCUGAUAUACCACGUGAGAAGGCAAAAUACCACAAUCGCAUUUGGUAUAAAUCUUAAGUCUCUCGAUAUAUAUCAUUAGUACUUUGGUCGCGCUGCAAAAGUUAUAUUCGCAAGAUUCAUCAAAUAAUUGGAUAAUUAUAGAGAAUCGAGCGUAUUGCGAUUUGCAGCUUCCGAAUGCUGUAGAAACGUUUGUUUCAUAUGGAAAUGCAUAGAAUUUGCCAUUGUACAUUAUCUUGUGAAUAUAAAUUUGUGAACAACAAAAUAAGUGAUAAGUUGCUUGAUUAUUGUUGUUAUAUCUUGUAUAAAAUAUAAAUAUAGAAUAUUAUUAAUACCAUA